AGGGAAGUAGAGAGGCCAACGUUAGUGGUAAACGAAAAUAAAAGGGUGAAAGAAAACUCGUCCACGAGGUUCUGUGUCAUCCUAUAAGCAAAGCAAAUAAGAGUGCUCCAUUUCCUACAACACUGUAACCUCAUCCUCCAAUUCCCACACCCACUCCUUCCCACAACACUGUAGCAUAGCAGCAGUGGCUAAGAUUGGACUAUUGUCGUUCAUUUUUUAUUCCAUCGCUGUCGUGUCUGAGAAUUAUGACAUAAACAUGUUUUUAUUUGCUUAACAACACCCAAACUUAUAUCUAACAGGAUUUCAUCGAGAAAUUUUGUAUUUUUUGGCAUAUUAUCUUGCUGAAAAUAUAUUAGAUGGCCAUUGCACCUUUUGGUAAUACAUCAGCUACUCAAUGGGGAAUUCAUCCUCAGAUUUUCGCGGGAUCGACUGGGUUGGGAAAGAUUGCAUCAUCCAGGAACAAUGUUACAAGCAGGAUAAGGUUUAUGGUUGCCCCAUGUUCGAGCUUUUUUUCUUGUCAUUCCUUGCAUGCACUAUUUGACAAAGGUUCAUCGCAAACUUUGCAACAUCGCAGGGGAUCGAGGUUAAUAGUUAGAGCAGAUGCAGAUUACUAUUCUGUACUCGGGGUGUCAAGAAAUUCCAGUAAAUCUGAAAUUAAGAAUGCUUAUCGGAAGCUUGCCCGGAGUUAUCAUCCUGAUGUGAACAAAGAACCUGAUGCAGAACAGAAAUUUAAAGAACUUAGUAAUGCAUAUGAGGUCUUGUCAGAUGAUGAGAAACGAUCCAUAUAUGACACAUAUGGAGAGGCUGGACUUAAGGGUUCAGGAAUGGACAUGGGGGAUUUCAGCAAUCCUUUUGACCUGUUUGAGACACUGUUUGAGGGCAUGGGUGGCAUGGGGGGAAGCAGAGGAUCUUGGAAUGGAGCAGUUGAGGGCGAGGAUGAGUAUUACAGUCUUGUUUUGAACUUCAAAGAAGCCAUUUUUGGGGUGGAAAAAGAGAUAGAGAUUCGGCGAUUAGAGAGCUGUGGAACCUGCAAUGGUUUGGGGGCUAAACCAGGGACUAAAUCAUCCAAGUGUAGCACUUGUGGUGGUCAGGGUCGGGUUGUCACGUCGACAAGGACUCCAUUAGGCAUCUUUCAGCAGUCCAUGACAUGCUCUUCUUGCAGUGGAACUGGAGAAACUUCAACACCUUGCAGCACAUGUGCUGGGGAAGGUCGAGUGAGAAAGACAAAGCGGAUAAGUCUCAAGGUUCCUGCUGGUGUGGAUUCUGGCAGCCGUUUAAGGGUCCGAAAUGAAGGUAAUGCUGGAAGGCGUGGGGGUUCUCCCGGUGACCUCUUUGUUGUUCUUGAAGUUAUCCCUGACCCCGUGCUUAAGCGAGAUGACACAAACAUUUUAUACACAUGCAAGGUGUCUUAUAUUGAUGCAAUAUUGGGGACAACAAUUAAGGUUCCUACUGUGGACGGCAUGGUGGAUUUAAAAAUCCCAGCUGGGACUCAACCAAGCUCAACACUUGUUAUGGCUAAGAAAGGUGUUCCCUUGCUGAAUAAAAAGAAUAUGAGGGGUGAUCAAUUGGUUCGGGUGCAAGUUGAAAUCCCCAAAAAACUGAGCAAAGAAGAGAGAAAACUUAUUGAGGAACUAGCUGAUUUAAGCAAAGGCAAGACUGCUGCCACCAGUAGGAGAUAACUUAUUGAGGAACCUGUAUCCUAUGUAUUUCUAGCCUCAUUUCCUUUUAUGAUGGAUGCUUCAUUCUUGACCUUGAGACUCACAACUCGGGGCUGCAGCUAUUCAUUUCAGAACUGUGGUGGGAUUGGUUAGCAUAUAUUGAUAGAUGUAGGUUACUAGUUUUUAUUUAUAGACAGGCAGAUAUGAAGAGCAGAAGAAACUAGAGAUCUUUCUUUUUCUUUGGAACUUAUUAUAUGCCUUAGCAAUGCUAUUGUUUUUUUAAGGGUGGGGGUGGGGAAGGACUACAGCUCAGGUGCAAUGCCAUCUUUAUUUUCUCAAGUGUUGUUUUUAGACAAAAUUGGAAAUGUAUACUAAUUUAUUUAAAGUUAUUUAUAAAGCCAAAAAAACUUAUUGUUAACA
This is a messenger RNA of Glycine soja, 2078 nucleotides long. RefSeq names its product chaperone protein dnaJ A6, chloroplastic-like. The coding region runs from base 357 to 1679 and encodes 440 amino acids. Gene Ontology annotation, cellular component: cytoplasm. The transcript is spliced from 9 exons. Gene Ontology annotation, molecular function: heat shock protein binding; ATP binding. The record is from RefSeq and is a predicted model, not a curated record. Gene Ontology annotation, biological process: response to heat; protein refolding. Lineage: Eukaryota; Viridiplantae; Streptophyta; Magnoliopsida; Fabales; Fabaceae.